AUGGACGCCGUGUGGGAGAACACCAGCGGCACGUUCCGGGAUUCGUUUCUCCCGCCCAACGCCAGCGACGCGGAAGACGGGCGAGGCCCCGGGGCGGGGAGCGUCCUGGUCCCGUUGAUCUACUUGAUGGUGUGCGCCGCCGGUCUGAGCGGGAACACGCUGGUCAUCCACGUGGCGCUGCGUCAUUCCAAAACGGAAUCGGCGACCAACACCUACAUCCUCAACCUGGCGGUGGCCGACGAGCUCUUCAUGCUGGGGCUCCCCUUCCUGGCCGCGCAGAACUCCCUGCAGGCGUGGCCCUUCGGCUCCUUCAUGUGCCGGCUGGUGAUGACGGUGGAUUCCAUCAACCAGUUCACCAGCAUCUUCUGCCUGACCGUCAUGAGCGUGGACCGCUACUUGGCGGUGGCUCGGCCGCUGCGCUCGGCCCGCUGGCGCAGCCCCCGCGUGGCCAAGGCGGUCAACGCCGCCGUCUGGGCGCUCUCCUUCCUGGUGGUCCUGCCCGUGGUGGUCUUCGCCGACAUCCAGAAGACGGGCGGCACCUGCAACAUCCUGUGGCCGGCCCCGGUCAAGGUGUGGCGGGCGGCCUUCAUCGUUUUCACAUCCACGGUGGGCUUCCUUUUCCCCCUGCUCGUCAUUUGCCUCUGCUACCUGCUCAUCGUCUUCAAGGUGCGCAGUUCGGCCAAGAAGGUCCACGGCGCCGCCUCGGGCAAGCGACGCAAGUCGGAGCGCAAGGUGACGCGCAUGGUGGUGAUCGUGGUGGCCGUUUUCGUCUUGUGCUGGUUGCCCUUCUAUGCGCUUAACGUGCUCAACUUGUUGGUGGCGCUGCCCACCGACUACCAGGGCCUCUACUACUUCGUGGUGGUCUUGGGCUACGCCAACAGCUGCGCCAACCCGGUGGUCUACGGCUUCAUGUCGGACAACUUCAAGAGAGGCUUUCGCAAAGCUCUCUGCCGUGACACCCGCAAGGUGGAGGACCGUCAGCUGGACCUCCGGGCGCAGGAGAGCGGCGGGCACGCCCAGGACAGCCCGAGGAGAAGCGGCAUCUCGGAAACGCAUAGAGUCCUCGGAAGGGGACAAAACAGAGUCGCCCCCUACCCGGAGCUUUUGUCAGUAGCGCCCGACCAUGGCGUCUGCGAGGGGCCCGGCGAGUCCCCUUCGCCAGCCACGCCUCUGCUCGGAAACGACGCCGUAACAGUGCCCGACGAGAACACCGCCUCCGUAGAAAUAAGCAACUUGUAA
Nerophis lumbriciformis (worm pipefish) is the source of this 1239-nucleotide messenger RNA. NCBI's taxonomy places the organism in Eukaryota, Metazoa, Chordata, Actinopteri, Syngnathiformes, Syngnathidae. The record is from RefSeq and is a predicted model, not a curated record.